Messenger RNA from Triticum aestivum (bread wheat), 1028 nucleotides. RefSeq lists its product as uncharacterized. The coding region runs from base 166 to 501 and encodes 111 amino acids. The transcript is spliced from 4 exons. The record is from RefSeq and is a predicted model, not a curated record. NCBI's taxonomy places the organism in Eukaryota, Viridiplantae, Streptophyta, Magnoliopsida, Poales, Poaceae.
GGAAAUGGAGCGCGGCGGCGGCAAAAUUUCCCCAAUCUCUCCGCCUCCCUCCCACUCCACUGCGACCAGCUCUCUUGGCGCCUUCCAUCCAUCCCUCCCCCUCACCUCCGCGACCAGCUCUCGCUAUACGCACCGGCCAGGGCGGCCGAGCCCUAGCGGAGCGACAUGGACUCGGCGAUGCUCUCGCGCACCCGCGCCGGCCUCGGCGCCCCGGAGGAAGAGGACGACGACGGAGGCGCCGUCGGCUACGUCAAGGGCGAGCACUGCCUCGAGGCUGCUGCGGCGGGAGGUCUUCGAGCAGGUCUGCGAGUGGAAGAGCGCGUCCAUGGGUCUGGCGCCCAUCAUCGAGAACCACCAGUCCGUUCGCAACCUCGGCAUCACGGCAGGCGCAGAAGGAGAAUGCCGCACGGGUUAAGCGGUAAGAAUGACAGCAUCGAUAAUCGUCCAGUAUCAUCUGAUGAAGAAACAUCGCAAGCACGCAAGCGCAGCAAUGAACAAUAAUGAUGUCAAACUUUUGUUUGGCAUAGAAGAACCUUAUGUAAAUAACUUUUCCACAUGGAGAGGUGAGAUCAUUGUCUCAUGUAAGGAAUCUCCCAAUGUUUUUCUGCCACUAAGGUUGAAGGAUGUUGAUCAUGAUGAUAAGGCAGACAUUGGGAGAGGACGCAUGUGCCAUCAUGCACAUCACUAAUGCAAAGGAGAUUAAAGUCAAAACUACUGGAUUUAUUCCACUAGCUUUUGGAGAUGACUUAAUUCUUCAUCUUAUUGAUAGUGUUUUGUUCAUGCUCCUGGUUAUUGAAGAACCUUAAUUUCGUCUCUCGAAUAGAUGACGUGAUUUUAUAUGUUAUUAAGUCAACUCCAAUUAUGUAAUGUUAGUCGCACCUUAUGGUGAGACGAGUUAUGUUUUCACUAAAUGAAUCUUUUGUAAAGAUUAUAUGCUAUGUUACAAUUGAAGAUGUAAGAAAAGUGUAAUUAAUGAGACCUCAUCAAAAAUUGUGGUUUUAGACCACAUUUCGAGGGGGAGAAUGGAA